This is a messenger RNA of Plasmodium vivax (malaria parasite P. vivax), 1749 nucleotides long. RefSeq names its product variable surface protein Vir12-related. Bases 1 to 1749 code for a protein of 582 amino acids. The record is from RefSeq and is a predicted model, not a curated record. The transcript is spliced from 3 exons. NCBI's taxonomy places the organism in Eukaryota, Apicomplexa, Aconoidasida, Haemosporida, Plasmodiidae.
AUGGCACUUUCAUCUGAGAAAAAUUGGGUUGAAGUACUGCAAAAUUUGCCGUCAUAUAAAGAAUAUGAAAAAUUGGAUAAAGUAGACAUUAAAAAUGAAAACAGUAGUCAUUGUAAUGAUCUAGGAAGUACAGAUGAAGGGGAUAAAACGCUUUGUAAAAAGAUAGUACAAAAUUUAAACCAAUUAUCUGCAUUAAAGGAUGAUGAGAAUCUUGAUAAUAGUUGUUAUUACUUUCAACAUUGGUUCUUUGAUAAUAUAGCGAAAAAAUAUUAUGAUGGAGAUGAAAGGGGUAAUAAUUAUCCUGUUGCUGAAAAACUUUAUAAUAUAGUAUCAGAAAUUACUCCAGUAUCAUCUAAAAUGGAACCAUGCAAAUGUUAUGAAUCUGGUUAUCCUGAUGUUUGGAAAGAAGAGAAACAUUUGCACGACUAUUUUGAAAAUCACAAAGAUAUUAAAUGCAACGAUUCUGAUAAGUCUAAGUGCGAAAAAUAUAUCCAAUAUGUUACUUAUAUUAAUACUUUAUUCCAAGAAAAAGUAGAUAAAUGUUGUGAUGGAGAAGAUCUGGAUGAAUAUGGAUUUUGUGAACCUUAUUUUAAAUGCGAAAAUAAGUACAGUCCUCAAGAUUUAUUAGCUCAGUUAAAAAAAGAACUUCAGGAAUUAGGAAAGAAAGCGGAGGCACCACGUGACGGAGGUACAGGUGCAGUAGAAGCUGGUAAAGCGCCAGGAAGUGGAGCGGAAGAACGAGAAAAGAAGACAAAGGAAGAAGUAACUGCGGAAGCAACGGGAAAGGAAUCAAAAGAAAAGUUAGUAGCUGGAGAAGUACCUAAGGAAAAAGCAGCAGAUUCCCUAGCACAAUCUGCACUGGAAAAAACUAUACCCACACAACCAGCAGUACAAGGAUCUGUAGGGUUGAAACCUGGUGAAUCAGAAUCUAGAGAAGAACCUGCAUCUGCAAAACUCGUAGGGAAAAAACCACCAGAAGAAAACCCCAUAGCGCCUGAAUCUGGAGGGGCAAAACCUGCACCGUCAGAAGGUGCACCUGCAAAACCUGUAGCGACAAAACCACCAGCAGCAGGACCCGUAGCGGUAGAAUCUGAAACCGUAACUCCUGCAAUGGCAGAAUCUGGGAAGGCAAAACUUCGAGAAACAAAACCUGCACCUGCAAAACCCGUGGCGGCAAAACCCGUAGCGUCAAAACCUGAAACGGAAAAAGCUAAAGAGAUAGUAGCUGAAAAGGAAGCAACUAAAGAGAUAGUAGCUGAAGAGGAAGCAACUAAAGAGACAUUAGUUGAAGAGGAAGCACCUGAAGAGGUAGUUGAUGAAACUACGAAUACUUUGCAACCAGAAGAACCUUUGGGUCCCCCACCAAUAGAGAGCGCUGAACAGGAUGUUCAUGUGAUAUCAUCUCAUAAUACAGAGCCUGCAAGCAACGCGCUUCCUCUGACAAUUACGGAUACCCCUAAUACUUUAGGAACUGCACAUGAAGGGUUGGACUCAAAUUUUUUUCGUAACAUCAUCAUGGCUGUUGCAGUACUUGGAAAAAUUUUCUUCCUUUUCUACUACAACAGGUCUUCAAGAUUGGAAUCAAGCUUACGCAAAAAAAAACGUAAAAAGGGAAAAAUAUUUGAGCAUAAUUACUACGAAGAGUAUGAAAAGGAGUUAGAAAUGUAUGGUUCUGAGGAAACGUUUUUAGAUUCUGAAACGGAUCGAUUAUACUUGAAUUACCAUCCUGAUCAAGACUCAUAUUAUUAA